AUGGCCGACCAAAAGGACGCCUUCCAGGUCCUGUCCAGUGAGAAUCGUGGUGCUAUCAUCACCUUGACCUCUGUCUCGCUCCUGAUCGUGGCCAUCAUCUUCGUGGCCGCCAAGUUCGGGUCUGCGAUCUACUUCAAGCAGCGACGGACCGCGGUCAAUACUCCCAUUUGGGCGGCUUUGAUUUUUGCAGUCAUCCAAGUCGUUCUCUUACAGAAGGCGGUUGAUCAUGGACUGGGAAAACACCAAGACCGGCUUAGUGAUGGCGACAUCCAGGCCUGGAGCAAGUUCGCCUAUGCUGCGCAUCUUCUGCUGAUCGUCGCCUUGUCGCUUUCCAAGAUGUCGACCAUUUUGCUGAUUUGGAAGUUAACGCCGAGUAAAAGCCUGCGUCGCAGCUGUGCUAUUGCCGCUGGUAUUGUCGUGGGCUGGUCAAUCUUCGCGGUGUUCGGUAUUGCAUUCCAAUGUGAGAUGCCUGGUCCGUGGUUGUACUCGCCUGAGCGAUGUGCUGGGGAGGGUGCCAUAUUCUACCCGAUCGCAGGAUUCAAUAUCCUCACGGAGGCUAUCAUCGUCGCCCUGCCCUUCAUAAUGAUGCACAAGGUCCAGAUGGUCUGGCACAAGCGAGUGAAGAUCCUGUCCUCCUUCUCCGCGCGCCUAAGCGUCGUCGCCCUCGGAAUUGCCCACCUCGCCCUCCUCCCCUCCUUCAGCCACUCUACUGACGUCUCCUGGGACAUUGUGAACUGGGAAAUAACCGGCCAAGCAAUGAUGCUCACAGCCGUUAUAGCCGCCUGCGUCCCAACCCUGUACCAUAUCUUCGCCGGCCUGCACUCGGGCUUAACCACAACACAAAUCCCCAAUGGGAUCGACCUUGAACUUCCGCAGACCAAGGCAAGCGGUCAGUCGCAGUCGCGGCCUCGGUCGCGCGGUCGCUGGAGGAAGAACGGGCGGUCGAUGUUCGAUGGGCGGGAUACGGAUGGAGUUGUUAUCACGGAGGUUUCAACGGGUGGAGAUCAGGGAGACAGGCAGUCUAGUUCUAGUGAAGGGGCGGAGAGCACAAGGCAUUUGACGCAAGAUUUGCAGGGGAAGGAGGGUGUGCUGAGGACGGUCGAUGUGACGGUGAGUGUUGAGAAACAGGAUCAUCGGGCAAGACAUUAA
Messenger RNA from Aspergillus pseudonomiae, 1149 nucleotides. RefSeq lists its product as uncharacterized. The record is from RefSeq and is a predicted model, not a curated record. Bases 1 to 1149 code for a protein of 382 amino acids. Lineage: Eukaryota; Fungi; Ascomycota; Eurotiomycetes; Eurotiales; Aspergillaceae. The transcript has 5 exons.